CCAGAAAAAUGCUGUUUGGAUGAAACGAUAGACAAAAAAAAAAGCCGAGAACUUUGGAAAAACAGAGCACCAGAGUUCAUCUUCUUCGUUUGGUGUCGAGAUUGUUCGUGUCCUGAAGCUGAUGGAACUCGGGCAUAUCUGCAUUUCGAAGUCCGACGAUGAUGUCGAGUCACCAGAAUCCUCGGACAGAACAGGAGGAGCUCCUAUGUCUUGCGGAAUGAAUUGCGCAUUUUCCGGGAAAGAACAGAGAAAUUCCGAUUCCAAAGAACGCGAAGAAUCCGUCAGAAGACUCGUCAGCCUAAUCUUUCUAUACCUCGUAGUGAUGUCCAUCCAGAUCGUUGGAGGGUUAAAGGCUAAUAGCCUCGCCGUUAUUACAGAUGCUGUGCAUCUGCUCACUGACGUGGCGGGUUUCUCGGUUUCUCUCAUGGCGAUCAAGAUUUCGAGUCUGGACGCAGAUCCUCGCAACUCUUACGGAUUCAAGCGGCUCGAAGUUCUUGGGGCCCUCUUGUCCGUUCAGCUCAUAUGGCUGGUGUCCGGAGUUCUGAUCCACGAAGCCGUCGAAAGGCUUCUCAGCAGAACCAGAGAGGUGAAUGGUGAAAUCAUGUUUCUGAUUUCAGCAUUCGGGUUCUUUGUGAACUUGUUUAUGUUCAUAUGGUUAGGACACGGCCACAAUGAUCAUCAUCAUCACCACCAUCAUCAUGGUUGCAAACAUAAUGAGAGCGAGGAGACGGAUCUUUUACGGGGUGGUUCAGGAAAAAGCUCGAAGAUGAUGAACAUUAACAUCCAAGGAGCUUACCUUCAUGUGAUGGCUGACAUGAUUCAGUCACUUGGUGUCAUGAUAGGUGGAGCCAUCAUAUGGGCAAAACCCCAGUGGUUACUGGUCGAUUUGAUCUGUACUCUUGUAUUCUCUGCCUUUGCUCUUUCUGCUACCAUCCCGAUGCUCAAGAACAUAUUCAGCAUACUGAUGGAGAGCGUGCCGGGCAAUGUGGACAUAGCCAAGCUCGAGAGAGGCCUCAGACAUAUCAAUGGAGUUCAGGAUGUUCAUGAUCUCCAUGUCUGGGAGAUAACGGUGGGGAGAAUCGUGUUGUCUUGUCAUGUCUUGGCUAACCCCGGAGCAAGCCCUAGGGACAUCCUCUCCGAUGUCAGAAACUUCUGCAGAAAGGCUUAUGGGAUUCAUCAUGUGACGGUACAAGUCGAACCGGAAUAGCCAAGAGGUUCAUCAGUGUAUGCAUCUGCAAGUUUUUAGAUAGAACAAAACAUGAUAUGGUAGCUUUUGCCUUUUGUAACACAGCCUGAGACAGUGAAUAAAGAUGGAAAGAUAAAUUCUA
Molecule: messenger RNA, 1328 nt
Organism: Tarenaya hassleriana
Lineage: Eukaryota; Viridiplantae; Streptophyta; Magnoliopsida; Brassicales; Cleomaceae
Product: metal tolerance protein B-like
Exons: 2
Coding region: 122-1207 (361 amino acids)
Biological process (GO): zinc ion transmembrane transport
Cellular component (GO): plasma membrane; vacuole
Molecular function (GO): zinc ion transmembrane transporter activity
Source: RefSeq, a predicted model, not a curated record